GGACAUAGUUAUUAGCAGCUGCUUCUUCUGCUCUUUCAGUCUGUUCCCAAAUUCCUCUUUAUUUCAUCUAAAAGUUUGGUUUAGUGCCCAGUUAGUAGAAAGCCAUGGUGGACCCCGCAGAGCGUAGAUACUUGGAGGAUGAGGAUACACCGGUUAUGAAAACCAUCAAAGGUGCAACGAUGGGUUUAGUUUCUGGAACCAUCUUUGGGACUGUUGUCGCUACUUGGUACGAUGUGCCUCGUGUAGAAAGAAGUGUCGCUCUUCCAGGACUCAUAAGGACUCUUAAGAUGAUGGGUAACUAUGGCCUAACGUUUGCUGCAAUUGGGGGAGUUUACGUUGGUGUUGAGCAGCUCGUGCAGCAUUAUCGGAUGAAGAGGGACUUUAUCAAUGGAGCGGUUGGUGGUUUUGUUGCAGGAUCAACUAUUCUAGGUUACAAAGGGAGGAGCCUUUCGACUGCAAUUUCUGCCGGAGCCGCUUUGGCAGUCACUUCUGCGGUUAUUGAUGCUGGAGGUCAGACCACAAGAAUCGACACCGGCAAGGAGUACUAUCCUUACACCACCAAGAAAAGAUCCUCAGCUGAGUCAUAAUCAAUUGAUGCUGUUAUUGACAAAAAAAAUAUGUUGAGUUAAUUGGAGAGAAUGAGCUGUGAUGUUGAACUAGCUGUAUUUUCAGAGAUGUAAUCAUACUCAUCCUUCUUUCCAUGCUUUUGGAAUUAAAGUGUUUAGAGCUUGAAUGGAUGUUUUGAAUAAAUUUGAUUUGUCAUCGCUUCAAAA
Molecule: messenger RNA, 773 nt
Organism: Morus notabilis
Lineage: Eukaryota; Viridiplantae; Streptophyta; Magnoliopsida; Rosales; Moraceae
Product: outer envelope pore protein 16-3, chloroplastic/mitochondrial
Exons: 3
Coding region: 105-587 (160 amino acids)
Biological process (GO): protein insertion into mitochondrial inner membrane
Cellular component (GO): TIM22 mitochondrial import inner membrane insertion complex
Molecular function (GO): transmembrane protein transporter activity
Source: RefSeq, a predicted model, not a curated record